UAUUAAUCGUUGGUUGACCUACUUUCCGACAAACUCGAUGAAUCCUUAUCCCCGAAAAUGAAUCAACAUUAUUGUUUUUCCUAAAAUUUGUUUGUGCAAAUCUUAUGCAAUAAAACUCCCAUGUGAUUCCGAUGUUGAGGUUGCAAAUAUGCAUUGCAGUAAUGUAACCAAUUGAGUUUUAUUCAUCAUGCCUAAAGCAAAAACACCAUUAUUUGUUUGUGACCUCUGUGGCUUCAAGGUUGCCAGUGAGUAUAUCUUAAAGAGACAUCUAAAUAAGUGCUUUUCAUUAAAUGGCUUGGCCUCUAUAAAACCAUCUCUUUACAAGUCCUUCCUACUAAAAGAAUCAGGAGGACUGCUAAGCAAAGAAGGUACUUCUGAAGAAACUGUUGAGGCAAAAAGCUGUGAUGAUGGCAGUUUGAAUGAGUCCCAUCAAGAAAAACAUUUAAAUUUGACUUUAGGGGAGAUCAGCAAUGAUUCUGUCAAAUUGCAACAAAAUUUAAAGAAUAUGGAAAACCCUGAAACUGUUGGGGAAAGUUCAAAUACAGAGGAACUGCUACCACCAACACAUUACAACAGACAUUUUAACUGCACUGAGUGUCGCUAUGAAACAACUCAUGCAAGACAAUUUUAUUAUCACAAGCGUGAUAUACAUGGUAACACUACUAAAAUAUUUGAAUGCCAUCUGUGUUCAUUUGCAUCUCUUUAUGGCAAAAAACUGGAGAGGCAUAUGGUUUGGCACUCAGCUGUUACUGAUGCUGAAAAAGCUACAUCUCCUUCACAAUUUUUAUCCACUAUAAGAACUGAUGACCAUGGUACUGAACAAGCUGGUAGACCCAAAAUAAAACCUUUGACACUUAAACGAUUGAAUGUAAAGAUGCCCUUCAAGAUCUCAAAGAUGAAAAGUAAACUCAAGUUGAUGAAAGAUGGUGUUCAUUUUAAGUCCAGGGGCAAACGUAUGUAUAUCAAGAGUGCUCCAGACAGCCGUAAACAGGUUUCAAGGAUGGUUCUUCAACCAGACGGAUCCUAUCACUAUCAGUGUACAGACUGCCUGUAUUAUGCUGCCAUUCCAAGUAGUGUUAAAAAGCAUCACAUGCUUUGCCACAUCCGCCUUCUUUGUUGUCCACAUUGCAACAUGACUACUAGAAGUCAGGGUAUUUAUUACGAACACUUAGUAACACAUGAAGGACAUGGCUAUAUGAAGUGUCCAGAUUGUUCCUAUGUGACUGGUGCAAGAUCAAACUUUGAAAAACAUAGAUCUUUUCAUACUGAUGGUUAUCCAGUGAAAUGUUCAGUGUGUAACUUUGGCGCUGAGUCAGAGAGCAAAAUUAAACGUCAUGUAGCAACUCAACAUAUGCCAGAUAAUGGCUCCCACCAGUCAGUAAUGGAGGAACCUGCUGCUGUGACAGAAGAGGCAGCUGAUAACCAAUCCUUUUCUAAAGAUAACUGGGAGAGUCAACCAUCUAGUGCUGUAGCUGAGAGUCUACAAGAAGAUAUGAAUAAUUUUGUGCAGCCUCAAACCCUCAGCAGUCAAGAUAAAAAGGAAUCCAUAGAUGAAGAUAGUUAUGAGUACAGGUGUCCUAAAUGCCCAAUGAUCUGCUACAGGCGUGGAAAUUUUACACGACACUUGACAGCCAAGCAUAAAUAUAACCAGUCUAUGGCCGCCACAUUAAGUAAAAACAUGGAAAGUCUGCUUUUAAAGGACCUUAAGAGAAGCGUGGGAACAUCAAUAAAUCCUAAAUCCAAAAAAAGUUUAACAUUGGAGAGCCACAAGUGUUCUCAUUGUUCUUACAUAGCUAAAUGGCCAAGUGACUUGCGCAGACAUAUGCAGGUGCAUACUAUAGCUAAGAGGUUCAAAUGCACUAUGUGCACUAACAAGUACAAAUAUUUAGGUGACCUUAAUGUUCACAUGCGUAGAGAUCACAAUAUGGAACCCCCGGAAAAUGUAGCCAGAGAAUUCUCCAAUCUUAAUGUCAUUAAGAAAGCAUCACCUGUAGCUUUUCGCUGCCCUAUCUGUCUGUAUAUUACACAUACAAAAGCGGGCCUGGAGCAACAUACACGUUGCCAUGGUAACAUAGACAAAACAUAUCAAUGUCGCAUGUGUGAGUAUCAGACAUACUGGCGUGGAGAUGUUGGUAGACAUCUAUUCCGGCAUCACAACAUCAUCCUGAGUAAAGAAGCAGAAGAGUUAGGAGAUCAUUUCAUUUACCGUCCAGAAAUCAAACCCUUAACCAAACAAACUAAUGGUGGAUACUUAAAGUUCCCAAGUCCUUCAGCUUCUGAUUCUGGGCAAAUAAAUCCAGAUGAUAUGCAAGAGAACUCUGAAUUUUUAAAAGAAGGAACACCUGAGAGUUCUAAAAGUUCUUCUAGUAAUGCUAAAGAUAUUUUCAGCAAAGUCUCAUCAAAAGAUGGUGUUUUUUACUGUGAGUAUCCAGAUUGUGAUUUCAAAGCAAGCAUAGCAGAACGCAUGACAGUUCAUUUAGGUGUUCACAUGAAUAUAAAAAUGUUUGUUUGUCCAACCUGUGGCAAGAGGACAAAUUGGAAGUGGGACAUAGUAAAACACUUGCAUAAGGUUCAUAUGAAUCCCUCCGCUGGUGUAGAAGAUGUGAUAACACUGUCAGUUGAAGAAGCCAAAGCCACAAUAGAUGAGUACAAUUUUAAGAGGGAAAAUAAGAGUAAGACUAAGAAACCAGUGGUCAGCUUUUGCUCUUUGUGUGACUUCAAGUCUUCCAACAGGCACCAUGUUGCCAAACACAUUGAAGUGAUGCAUCCGAACGAGGAUGGAACUAUCCUAACAAGACCUUUGGGUGAAGCAGUCCAGGGUUAUGAUCACCUUGAUGAAGCUGAACAGCUGAAAGAUGAUGAUGCAUUAAAUGGUAUUGAAACUGCAGAGAUACAGAAGUUUGUGGAACCACUUCCAGAAGAAUUAGCAAAAUUUGAAAAACCAUAUGCUUGUGCUAUAUGUAAAAAAGUUGGUUCAACAAAGGGAGAUGUGAAAAAACAUUAUAACUACACUCACCCCUACAAGGAUGUUAGGAUAUUAUAUCUUGGCGAUGGAACAGAGUUUAAUUACUACACAGGGGACAUUUACUCAAAGCCAUUAAAAGUGGAUACACUUAUGGAGACAAUGGAGACAAAAACCACUCCAAAUUCUGCAUCUCCAUCUAGUAAGACUCUUCGACCAGAUUCUAAAUUUAGUAAUCCAAAAAUGCAUGGCUAUGUAAAGCCUUUUAAGUGUUCUAUUUGUGGUCUUAGGUCAAAUUGGAAGUGGGACUUAAAGAAACAUUUGCGAUCUAAACAUCCCGGAGAGGGUGGGUUUGUUAUAAUGUUAUCCAUUGAAGAAGCUUCAUCAACAUAUGGUAAAGAUUGCUCACCUAGCCAUCCAAAACAUGAAGAGUAUCUUCAUAUCCCCAAACAAGGAAGAGGCAAUGGCUCUUCCUCUCUCACUCCGUCUCCUAUACCAGAUCAUUAUCUGUUCAAACAGCCCCCAAGCAUCAAAGCUGAAAUUGUAGCAGAUUAUAAUGAUGAGCAUGAUCAUAUCGAUGACUUUGCAUCCCAUGACUCUCAGUCACCAGAAAAGGAUGAAUCCUCAGACAAUUCAGAAAAGCUCUUGAAAUGCUCAAGCUGCAACUAUGUGAGCAAAUGGAGUAAAUAUAUGUCUCACCACAUCUACAGGAUGCAUUCGAAUGAAGAAUUAGUUCAAGCUGUUCCCAUUAGCAAAGCUGAGGCAGAUUAUUUAAAUAAAGAUUGGGCAGCAAAUGACAGCUGCAAUUCAGAUGCAUUUGGAAAGAAAGAGGAUGACAGUAAUGUCAGUAACGACCAAGAAACAAAACUCUGGGUCUGUCCUAGCUGUUCAUUCCAAUCUCAAGAUAAAGCUCUCAUCAUUGUCCACAUGCAGCAACACUCUAUGAAGCCUUAUGUCUGCAAAAUUUGUAAUUUAGCUUUUGUUAAAAAAAGUGUUUUACAUAAACAUAUUUAUAAAGUGCACAAAACAGAGGAUUACCAUAGUUUGACUAGACUAAAUAUAACUUAUGGCCCUCGCUUACAAAGUAAAAAAGGAAAGUAUGUUAGUUCCUAUUAUUGCCAACUUUGUAAUCAUGAAUCAGAGGACAGAGAAACAAUACUUCUUCAUCUACUAGAUGCGCAUGGUUCUUCUGAAUCUGAAAAUAUUCUUAAAAUACAGAAAUAUGUUACAGAUAGCCCAAUCAAAACACCACAGAAAUUUAACAGAAAGUUUCACUAUUGCAAACUGUGCCCAUUUAGAAGUCAGAAGAAAUCAAUGUUAACAUUUCAUAUGACCUACCACAAGCCCAAUCCAGCCAACAAAUUUAAAUGCAAACACUGCCCUUACUUUGUUAGCACUAAAAGACUGUUGCAUCAGCACCAGAGAAAGUGGCACAAGGAUACCAACAAGUAUUCUUGGGAGCACCAGGAUCAAGUCAGUCCACCCACAUCACCCCACGUCCCUCAUCCUCACAUGGGCCACUAUUCAACUGCUGGCGUGCAGAGACGACACUAUUGUGAAAAAUGUCCCUACACUACCAACAGCCAGAAUGAUUUCAUCUAUCACAAACAGUUUCAUCGCCCUAAGAGAACUGCUGAGUAUAAAUGUGAAUUUUGUGACUAUUGGGUUGUCCACAAGCGACUAUUGAAGCAGCACAUGCGUCUACAUACAAAGAAGAACUCUGAUUAUCUUGGGAUAUCUGACUCCUCACCAACUAAAUCUAUAUACUCAGAUCCUGGCCUGGUAUAUGAUCCUAUAGAAUUGACAGAACUAGCUGCAAUCAAACAGAAAAUGAUUUCAGCCAAAAUAACUAGCAGUCUACCUAAAAGUAAUGGCUCAGAUGCUGAACCAUCCUCCAAAGUUCAUGGAAAAAACUAUGCCGAUGCUACUGGAGAAAGUGCUGAUGACAAAAUAAUGAAUGGCUUUGAACCAGAGCUGCAUUCUAAAGUGGACACACUGCUGCAGAUAACUAGGUUCAAGCGGUUUGGUUGUGAAAGAUGUCCAUAUGCUAGUGCUAAAAGGCAGCAUUUUGAGCGUCAUCUUGAACUUCAUGGCUCCAGACAGAGAUAUACUUGCCAGUAUUGUGACUACAGUGUUCCAUCCAGCAACUUAUUAUUGCAGCACACUAAGCUGCACAUGAUGCCCAAUCAGAAUCUUCUUUCUUCUCAAUCCAUCACCAAUCUUCACCAUCUAACUGAAGUUCCAGCUGAUGUAGCACUAGCAUCAGCAUUACCCCCAGCAGAUACAGAAACCACUGUUACAGUCAGUGUAGUCCAUGACCAUUUGGGACUCUAUGAAAACAGUAUUUAUGACAGUGAGCCUAAGAAACUUUAUCGCUGUGACAGAUGUCCUUAUGCUAAUAUCAGAAGAGAUUAUCUACUCUCUCACUUAAAAUUCCAUAUGGUGCCCAGUGCCUUGAUUUGUCCUUAUUGUGAUUACAGUGCUCCUAAGCAGCCUCUCUUAACUCAGCACAUCCGUGUACACUUUUGUCCACUCCCAGAACUGUCUGACUGGCUCCUUGAAAAUGGUCAGACAGAACGAGAAACCAGCCAGAGGCAUAUUGACCUGGCUGAGGCUUUAAAAGUUGCUCAAGAAUAUCAACAUCAAUCCAAGAAAAAAAGCAAAUCUGUUAGUGAACUAAACAUGACAGCUAAUAGUGAACUAAACAUGACAGCUAAUAGUGAACUAAACAUGACAGCUAAUAGUGAAAAAGAGAAAGCAGUCACUGAAGGUGAGAGUGGUGAAAUGAAUUCUGCAAUCACUGAAAAUGGUGAAAGAAAGUCUAUUGUUACUGAAAGUGAAGAUGUCCAAGCAAAAUCUGACAUGACUGUUGAUACAGCUGAUAAAACAAAUUCUUCUGUCACUUUAGAAGAAAGUGUCAGUUUUCAAGAGAGUGAAGGAAAGGAAAAUGUUCAGAAAUCUCUGCUGCUAUGUGUUUGCCAGUACUGUGAUAGAGAGUUCUUGAGUUCAGAAAAGCUUGUCAAACAUGAACUCCAACAUUUGAUAGGCAAUCAAUUUGAAUUAAGAGAAUAUUUAUACUUUCAUAAAUUUACCAAACUGAAGGAUACUGUGCAAGUUUUACAAAAUCAAACAUCUCCUCAUCGUCAGGCAUCAGCGGGGCAUAAGCAAGUGGGCCGAAAAACCAGCAGCAGGGUAGACCGAGCCAGGAGAAAGAAAAAUGGUGUAAACUCCAGAGCACAGAAACUAUCUGCCACUUCGGCAACCAAUAAUAAUAGUGAGGUUCUUUCUGACCCUCCAGAUGUUGAGCCCUUGGCUAGCACUGAGAUUUCCAGUAGUCCUGUCAGUUUGAACACAGACAAAGAAAAGCCUGUAGAUGAUUCUAACAUAGGAAAAACUCAGAGGGAUGAAAUCAUACAACUUGGCACAUCUAAUGAGAGACAGAUGGACAAGUCUAGGGACACUGCAUCCCACAAUCUGAAAUGCAAUAAAAGCUGUAGUAUAUCAGCUUUACCAGAAAGCAACGAAAGUGUUUCAAAUGUGCCAGUCAGUGAGAAAAUGCAAUUAGAUAAAGACAACAAUCAAGGUGCAAAGCAAAGUGAAGAUGAUAAACUACAAGAAACCAAAGACCUUGAAGAGUCACAGGUCAGUGAAAACCAUCAAGAUAAAAAAGAGCAGGUAUCUGAAGACAUUAUAGUGGCUAGUGAAAAAAAGCAAGACAAGGAUAAUGAAGACAUUAGUGCAGAGACGGCUACCUGCAGUCAAGUUGAAACUAGAAUAGAAAUCAAUGGAUGUGAGAAAUCUAAACAAGAAACAAGAGUAGGUAACGUAAGUGAGAUCAAAGGUGUUAAGGCUAAUGCCAAUGUAGAAACCUGUCAAUCUGAUGUGGAUGCUGUUGUUACUUCAGAUCAGGCUAAUGUUGAUGAGACCUGUAGAACUACACUUUCAAUUGACAGUUUGUCAGAAGAAAAGGUAGAAACAAUUGAUUCUUGUCCCAUGGAAGUAGACUGAUCCCCCAAACAAAAUACUCUUUAAGUAAACUACAAAGAAUAUAGUUGAAUGAAGUCUAAGAGCUCUAUUACUCCAAGCCACACUUCCACUGGUGACUGUUGAUAGUUUGAAGGUAAAGACACUAGUGCAUAAUAAAUACACUCUAGUAUUGUACUUAUUUCUUAAAGCUCUGGAAGCAACAGAGUAAUGGAUGCAUAUGUAAAUAAUCUUUUUUUUCUUUAUAUUUAUGUUGUGUGCUGCUUUGAUCUACUUGUGUGCUAUAACAUUUGUAUACUCAAUGUUGUACCUAGUUUAUUCAUACCUAGAGUAUUUUGAAAGUAGCAAAGUAUUUGCCUUGUUUUGUGUACCGUAUAUUGAUUUCAGAUUUUAGCAAAGAUUAACAGGUAAAAACAUUAUUUUGAUGAAGAAAUUUCAUGAGAUGUACAAGAAAUACAUAAACUACAUCCAUGUGUACACAUAGUUAUGGUACAUUUAUUUACUGCUUCGGUAGUUCCUAAGGAACUAGCAAUGGUAAACUCAAUAACUUAGCAAACAUAACAUUUAGUUAAUGUAAGUUGAAUUGAUGUACAGAUAUUAUCUGUGCAACUUUUGAAACAAAAGUGUUUUUGUUUUGUUACAUGUUUAAAAGUGGCAUAACACAGAAUGUGAUAUAUAUAUAUAUAUAUGUGCUAGGGUGAUUGUUUAACAUUGCCUCUCCUAAAGACUGGGACUAUACAACUAGGUAACCUUUCCCCUUCUGAAAACUUUAGAGGCUAUAAACACUUUUCUAUGUAAAGAAUAUUAUUUUUACAAACAAAAAAAAUCUUUAGUUUUACAUUGGGUAUCUGAUUACAUUUCAGAUCCUGUUUGGACACUAUAAAACCUGAUUAAAAUCUAUCUAUAGGUUAUAAAAAGGUUCAGUCUUAUAGUUACGAAGAUUCUUAGAAUAUUUUGUUAUGAUGACUGAUAUUGUCAUCUUGUAUGUGUCCUAGAAAGUGUUUCUUUGAAAUCUGACAUUGAUUAUCCUGUUCAAUUGUGUAUAUUGUUAAAAGUCAACAGAACUCAGAAUAAAUCCAAAUGUAAACCAACAUACAAGAAUGUUUUGGCAAAAAAGUGAAUUCUUCUACAGAUGUGCGUCUGAGUAUUUCACUACUGACUGUGUCAGUGUAAUAGAGGUAACAUAGACUUGGUAUUUGUAUUUUGAUUGUAUGCUCAAUCUGUAUGUUUAGUUUCUUGGCAAUAUUAUCUUUCAUACAAUACAUGAAACAGUCUUUGUCUUUUUUUAUAUAUAUUAAUAUAAAUGUGAACACUUGCUAUACUCUUUUCUCUUAAUUGACGAUACCAUCGUUGAUUUGACCUCAUUAAAUUAUGUUUAAUUUUAUAAACUUCA
This is a messenger RNA of Biomphalaria glabrata, 8339 nucleotides long. RefSeq names its product zinc finger protein Xfin-like. NCBI's taxonomy places the organism in Eukaryota, Metazoa, Mollusca, Gastropoda, Planorbidae. Gene Ontology annotation, biological process: regulation of transcription by RNA polymerase II. Bases 188 to 6970 code for a protein of 2260 amino acids. Gene Ontology annotation, molecular function: chromatin insulator sequence binding. The record is from RefSeq and is a predicted model, not a curated record. Gene Ontology annotation, cellular component: nucleus; chromosome. The transcript is spliced from 20 exons.